Messenger RNA from Prorocentrum cordatum, 447 nucleotides. The record is from the annotation of a GenBank genome assembly. NCBI's taxonomy places the organism in Eukaryota, Dinophyceae, Prorocentrales, Prorocentraceae.
GUGAAGACCUUGAAUACCAGCUCUCACUAUGUACUGGUAAAGCUGGACGUGAAGGAGUACCUCAUGAGUGGGACUCACGACGUACUCGUCCAGCAGAACUCAAAACUCUUCGUCGGUGCUGAGCUCUACCGGUAUCGCGACGCAUUGAAGUGUGUACUUGAGGAUCAGUUCGCCUCAACAAGUUCGUCAUCACCAAUUUUCCAAGUGACGUGCGGCUCGGGCAUGGGCGUCUCUUGCUCUGGCGAGGUCAGCGACGCCUCCCUGUACUUUCUCGCUGAGCAUGACAUGCUGGCCGAUACCCACUUCAGGUUCCACUGUGGGUUGAGAGCGCAUUUCAGCUUCAACGACGACGUCUUUGCAGUGCUGGGCGACCCUCGGAAAGACGUGGAUGCAGUUAAGAUCCAGCUUUCUGCGUCCUCCUGUCCAUUCGUGGUCGACGUCGAGACU